GUAUAGGGACUUGUAAUUAGCACUAUGGCUAGUCCCAACUUUGCCACAGUAAGUCAGCUACUUUCAACACCACCUGGAUUCACACAAGACUUAAUUACUAAUGACUCAUUAGAUGGAAGCUUUUCUACAAUUAUGAGCAGCCAAAGUAGCCCUACUACUAGUAUACCAGAAAUGCAAUCACAAACAGGUGAUGCAAGCCCUGCCAAUUCACAGACUGUAAACCUCCAAGUACCAGCACAAUCACACACUGGACAAUCAGGUGUAUCACCACCUACACAUACACCUACCAAUUCACCAAACGAACCACCCCAAGCUAGUGGUGUACCCACACGGCGCCGCAGCAAACGCAGACUGGCUAGAUCUCAACCUGCACGCCCUAGCACUGUGAUAUCUAAACCACGCAGAGGCCGCCCACGUAAGACUGCUCAAGCGUCGCAAGGGGCUAACAAACCCCAAGAUCCCACAUCCUCACAUCCUAUUGACUUACUGACAGUUAUGAAUAUGGUGAGGGACCUGAAUGAAAGUGUCAAGAACCUUAAUAACAUGCAAAAAACUAAUGAAGAUUUAGUUAAACAACUCGCUAGGAUAACAGCAGAUAAGGAGGAAUUACAUCGAGAAAAUGCUGCACUUAGAAAACAACUGAGCAAUGCUAGUACAAUGCCAAACAAUACCCUCCCCUCUCUCCUUAUUGGCUCUUCCAUAGUGCGUGAUGUAGACUCAACCAAGCUUGUUAACACUGAAGUAAAAUGCUUGCGUGGUGGAACUAUUUCAGAUGUUCAUAAAACACUUUCAUCUGGUGACACUAACUACAACACAAUUUACCUGCAAGUCGGAAGCAAUGAUUGCGCCCGAGGUAAUGAUGUCAACCUUAUAUGCGAGGACUACAAAUUACUCUUGGCAGGUGCAAAGCAGCGCUCAAAAGACAUCAUCGUUUCAAGUGUUACACCUAGAAUGGACGACUCAGAUGCCCAAAGCAAAAUUGAACAACUAAAUGGAUUCUUACUCUGCCAUUGCUCCGAUGAGAAAGUCACAUUCAUCGACAAUGACAAAAUCUUCAAACUUCAGGAUGGGUCCAUCAAUGAUGGCUUUCUGGCUGCUGACCACCUACACCUAUCUGAUUCUGGAACUAACCGACUUCUGAAGAACCUGAACAUUUCAACAAAGGCAUCUGACAUAACAUUACCUAAAAACAAGCGAGCCCCACCCAAGCGCACAACCCAAAGACCACAGCAAUCCACACAAAAGACACCACCCAGCCCAUAUGACUCUGACGCCAACAACACCCCCCAGCAUCCACCACAGCAUACAACCCGCCCCUGGAACAAUCGUAGACCUACAUCAAAUGGUUACAUAAACACUAGCAAAGCAAAGCAACAUAACGCCUACAAACCUACUACCCACAAUAACAAUGCAAUAAACAAUACAAUUAAGUGCAAAAAAUGUGGUGAACCAGGACAUCUAGUUACAACAUGUUGGCACCCUGCAACGGUCCGGUGCCAUCUAUGUAAAGAACUGGGGCACAAGCAAUCCCUGUGUCCAAGACCCCUACAACAAUCAGACUCUAACAUGAAUGGUAGCAAAACAGACAAUUAUCCCAGGGUUAAACCACAAAGUUUACUACAACAUAAAAACUCUUACCCUUUUAAUGGACCAAGCUAUGAAUCUUUUAACAGGUUUUCAGUGCUAAGCUAA
Owenia fusiformis is the source of this 1692-nucleotide messenger RNA. The record is from the annotation of a GenBank genome assembly. Lineage: Eukaryota; Metazoa; Annelida; Polychaeta; Sabellida; Oweniidae.